This is a messenger RNA of Kwoniella shivajii, 939 nucleotides long. RefSeq lists its product as uncharacterized. Bases 1 to 939 code for a protein of 312 amino acids. NCBI's taxonomy places the organism in Eukaryota, Fungi, Basidiomycota, Tremellomycetes, Tremellales, Cryptococcaceae. The record is from RefSeq and is a predicted model, not a curated record. Gene Ontology annotation, cellular component: nucleus; cytoplasm. Gene Ontology annotation, molecular function: ATP hydrolysis activity; nicotinamide-nucleotide adenylyltransferase activity. The transcript has a single exon.
AUGACUUCGAAUUCAUCUCUUCAAGAAACGAUACAUCGUAUAUCUUCCACACCAGGUUCUUUCGCUUUGGUAUCUUCUACUCCCAGCUGGCCAAUAUCACCUUGCAUCUCCAAGAAAGAACCGAACGGCUCCAAAACUUCAUCUUCACUUCCACCAAUACACAUCUCCAUUCUAGAUUCAUCGUUUAAUCCACCUACAACCGCUCAUCAGUCAAUUGCAUUUUCCACUUUCCCUUCACAUUAUCCCACUUCUUCUUCUUCAUCAUCGACAUCAUCAUCAUCAUCAUCAAAUGGUCCAUCUACCUCUCCUCCAAGCUAUACAGCUAGACUACUUCUGUUCUCAGCUAGGAACGUAGAGAAAACCUUAAAGUCAAGUGAUGCGACGCCUUCACAACGUGUAGAAAUGAUGUCCAUACUUUCGAAUACCAGAUCAAACUCAAAUCCCGAUGAAGCUGUAGCAGUUGGAUUAGUGAAUGAACCUACUUUCGUGGGGAAAGCGUCGAUCAUCAGAGAAUAUCUAUCUUCCUUGAACCUUCAUCUACAAGAACGAAGAAUAGAUUUAACUUUUUUAGUCGGUACAGAUACUUUAGUAAGAUUCUUCGAUCCUAGAUUUUAUCCCGAGAACAAGAUGGAGGAGAAGAUAAAAGAGUUCUUUUCUCCUUAUCCAGAAGGAAGUGGAGCCUAUCUGGUCUCAGCUAGAAGAGGCGCGGACGAUACGGAUAGAGCGUUGGAAGACGAAAUACUAAAUAGAGAUAAAGUGAGACAGUGGGUAAGUCAAGGAAAAGUGAGAUUAUUGGGGACAGGUCAUGAAGGCCGGGAAGAAAUUAGUAGUACGAAAGUCAGACAAGCGAUCGUUACUCGUCAUUGGGAACAAGUGGAACGGAUGACAGGGAAAGAUAUAGCUAAAUAUAUAAGAGAAAAGGGAUUAUAUUCGUCUUGA